Molecule: messenger RNA, 1259 nt
Organism: Coccinella septempunctata (seven-spotted ladybird)
Lineage: Eukaryota; Metazoa; Arthropoda; Insecta; Coleoptera; Coccinellidae
Product: zinc finger Y-chromosomal protein 1-like
Exons: 3
Coding region: 198-1238 (346 amino acids)
Biological process (GO): regulation of transcription by RNA polymerase II
Cellular component (GO): nucleus
Molecular function (GO): RNA polymerase II transcription regulatory region sequence-specific DNA binding; DNA-binding transcription factor activity, RNA polymerase II-specific
Source: RefSeq, a predicted model, not a curated record
UUGAAACUUGAAAUAUCUCCUCUGGGCAGGUUGUCUCUGCCUCUGGGUCUUGACUUGACCCUUUCCUCGCCUGAGAUGGGAAAAGAAUCGGUUUGGUAACCAAAAAUUGACGAAAACUCAAAAAUUGUUGUAAUUGGAUAAAAAAAAACCUUAAUAGUUGUUUCAGUUCUUGCUGUAUCAAUAUUUUCAUACAUGACAUGGAUAAUAUCAAAGAGGAAAUAAUAGAAAUUGGGAGUAUCAAACUCGAACCAUUCGAUGUUUGUCAGAAUAUCACAGUGAAAGAAGAAAGAGAUGAAUCUGCAGCUGUAGUACAAUAUUCAAAAGACGAAGUUUACAUUGACACUGAAGAUAAGAAAGUUAAUCAAAAACUCCCUUCAAAAGACGAAGUUUACAUUGACACUGAAGACAAGAAAGUUAAUCAAAAACUCUCUUCAAAAGACGAAGUUGAAAUUGACACUGAAGAUAAGAAAGUUAAUCAAAAACUUCUCAAUGAAAACGAAAGCAUCAACACCAGUAAUUCAUCUUCAAAAAAACGGACCAAAUCACAAAAAUUCGAGUGCGACAAAUGCGAUUUCGCAGCAAAUUCAAAGCGUUCCCUUGGACUGCACAUAGAUUCAAUUCACUUGAAUUUAAAACGGCACAAAUGUCACUUUUGCGAUUUCACUACCCAUAAUAAAGCUAAUAUCAAGAAACACAUAGAUUGUAUUCAUUUGAACAAUAAGGAACAUAAAUGCGACUUGUGCGAAUAUGCAACUAAUCAAAAAUCUUCUCUGUUAGACCAUGUAAAGUCCAUUCAUUCGAAUUUGAGGAUUCAUAAGUGUUCCUAUUGUGAUUAUUCUGCGAAUUUGAAAAAUCGACUCAACAAACAUAUAAAUUCAGUUCAUUUAAAUUUGAAGAAACACAAAUGUCUCCUAUGCGAUUUUGCUUCGAAUUUUAAAUUUGGACUGAGAAAACAUAUGAAGUCUGUUCAUUUGAAGUUGAAAGAUUACAAGUGUGAUAAGUGUGCUUAUGCAACUAGUGACAAAGAUUCCCUCUCGAAACACAUGUACCUUCAUUCGGAUUCGAAGCCAUACAAGUGUGACUUGUGUGAUUAUUCUGCCAUUGAAAAAAGAAAUCUUAAAAGCCACAUGAGUUCUGUUCAUGUUAACUUAAAAUGUGACUUAUGUGACCAUACAUCGAAUAAAACUGACCUCAAAAAACAUAUGAAGUCUGUUCAUAAGGAUGUACAAAAUAAAUAAAUAUAUAAACACGUUUUUUUA